AUGUCAUCGUCUUCAGCAGAAACGGUAGGGAAGCUCAGAAUGUCAUCAUCAUCAGCAGAGACUGUUGCCAACAUCGAAGAGCUCCUCAAGCAUAUCCUUAUAUCGGUACCGGCUCUAUCUCUGAUCCGAUUCAAGUCCGUCUCCAAACACUGGCUCUCUGUCAUCUCCGACCCCGACUUCCGUCGCCGCCACACCCUCCGAAACCCUAACCCCAAAAUCUCGGCUUUCUUCUCUCCCAAAACCAAACAUGACGCCAUCAACUCCGUCAUCUCUCUCGGCAGCCCGGCCGGUAAUCCCUUCAAAGAUCUCACCAGCUCCGCCUUUGAGUUGAGGAUUCUUCAGUCCUGUAAUGGCCUCUUCCUCUGCUCUGUUGAAAUCGCCGGAGAAGAAGAAACAAAGUAUCCUCAUCCGGUGUUUGUUGUCAAUCCGACGACGAACGAAUUCCGGGCUCUCUCUGCUCCAAGCCUUGUGAAAUUGAGGAAUGUGGAUAUGUUUGUGAGGUAUGGCUUGGCUUUUGACCCUUCGAAAUCGCCUCAUUACACUGUGGUGUGUGUGAACCAUGACAUUAACCGCGGCAAGCGCCACAAUGUGGAGAUGUAUUCGUCAGAGACCGGAGCUUGGGGGAGGAGUUUCAAGGCUCGUUUCUUCCCGAGCCCUUUGGACGAGAACCUUAGUAUGAUCAGAAAGGCUAUGCAUUUCGACGAAAGGAGCAGAAAAGGGGCAGUGUAUUGCAAUGGCGCAGUACAUUGGAUAAGAAACGGACGGAAAUCAAGGUUGCCAUUGGCCGUGCGCUGCAAUGGCGAAAAGGAAUUCAUUAGAGAUGAAGUGGAUGUGUUGCGCUACUUUGACAUAGGUGAAGAAAGCUUGCGACUCACUGCUGCUAUCCCUCCUGUUCCUCUGGUUGUGAAGAAUAUGACAUUGGACAAUAACAAAUUUCCUACUGUGUUUCCCAAAUUGAGUCACAAAUACUUUGGGGAGUCCGGUGGCGGCUGUUUGUACAUGAUUGAGGUUUUUGAGCAUUGUAAGAAUCAGUUUGAGGUGAUGGAGAUGGAGAGGGACUACUCUGGCUGGAAUAAGAGCUUUAAGACAUCUGUUGAGUUAGCCAAUAGGAAACUUUUUCUAGCUUUAGAUGAUGAAUAUGAUGGUGAUCACUCUCCUUACAUGGAGACAUUAGCUUGUGUGUAA
This is a messenger RNA of Fragaria vesca subsp. vesca, 1185 nucleotides long. RefSeq names its product F-box protein At5g07610-like. The record is from RefSeq and is a predicted model, not a curated record. The transcript is spliced from 2 exons. Lineage: Eukaryota; Viridiplantae; Streptophyta; Magnoliopsida; Rosales; Rosaceae. The coding region runs from base 1 to 1185 and encodes 394 amino acids. Gene Ontology annotation, molecular function: protein binding.